AAAUUUGUGCAACAGUCCAGGAACGAUACAGAAUGGCACAGUGUAGCCCGGCGCGCGACGCGAAACAGGUGAUUGUGCAUCUGGGAAAUGAUAAGCCGACUCAAUUAACGAACGGUAGUGAAAAUUUCGCGGUAUAUCUACGGAGGAAUUCGGCGACACUUAAUAUUCUCCGUCAGUUCUUUCGGAAGUCAACUUUCGAUUUGUUCCGCCGAAGCAUCGGGUCUUGCCGACACCUUCUGCAAUAUAACUGUACGCAUUUAAUUUUUGUUCCGUUUACAACGUGCGGUCUUAAUUUUGUUUUCUCUUUUUCUUCUAUUUUUACUCUUUGUUUUUUUACACGUUUCGUCGCGACACGGUCGAACGGUCCUAAUUCUGUUGCAUUUACCAUCCGUACUUGCCAAUUUAUAUCUAUCGCGAUAAUCUCGAAUAAAAAAAUUGAGGAAGGAAUCAUUCUACGGUGUACCGAGACGAGCUCUGUGAAUCUUCUGCGAUCGGUGAAGAAAUAGUAAGCGUCAAAAAUUGCUCGAAAGCAGGUUCAUUGGGAAUGCACGGAUUCGUGCGAACACCUUGGACUACAUCCCCGUGAGAGUAAAGGGAUCGGACCAAGGAAAGGGCUGUCAAAAGUUCGAGUAAAGAAUUUAUGAAACGUAAUCUAAUAAAAGUCACGUUUCGAAGGGUAUUAAUCUAGAUCAGGGGUUGGCAGACUACGGCCCGCGGGCCAGAUCCGGCCCGCCGUUUGUAAUUGUACGACCCGCGAGCAUCGGAUCGUGCAAGUGGAAAUUCUCAUUUGACGGUGACUCAACUCUGAGGGAAUAACGCCAGAAACUCGGUCGGAUUUCAGCAGCAAAAGACUGGAGUUAUGACAACAUCCAAUGGGGUAAAGAAUGACCAAACGUCAGAAAUUCAGUGGCAAAAGAUUCACACCGGCCAGGAUGAGGAUAUGCGCGUUUAUGGAUUCGAGAAGAGUAGUUUGAAAAACGCCUUAAUUUAUAUCUCUUACGUGCUGACCAUUGGAUGGGUCAGACUUUUCUUCCACUGGUAUCCUCAGUUGCAUCUUUACGCGACCCACAAGAAAUGUCCUUUGAAUCGUGCAACAAGACUGCUCAUAACUGAUAAUUAUCAAGGAAAAUACAAGUCGUACUUCGUGAAAGAAGUAAAAACUAUUUCUGCUAGAAACUUGAGCACGCAAGAUAUAUCGAAAAGCUUGGGCAAAAACAACGACGAUCUUGAGAAGAUCAGAUGCAAAAAGUUGAAAAUCAAUUUAGAGAAUGGCACGCAGUGUGAGGUCCUCGAGUACAAAGCAUUUUGGUGCAAGAAGCAAUGCUACGUCUGGGAUAUCACGCAGAACACAUUUGCAAGAUUAGUAGGCCUCGAUAAGUACACUUUAUGCUCGGACCUUCAUCUCAGUAGCAAUCAAGGACUUUCUAAAGAGAAGCAAUACCUUAGACGCAUCGUGUACGGCAGUAACGAGAUUAUCGUUCCGGUGCAAAGUGUAGGUGUGUUGCUGCUCCUGGAAGUUCUAAAUCCGUUCUACAUUUUCCAAGUCUUCACGCUAUGCGUGUGGUUCGCAGAGGGCUACUUGUACUAUACUGCAGCAAUCAUAUGCAUGUCAUUGUUCGGGAUCAUAAGUUCCAUAAUACAAACCCGUAAGAACCAACUAAAUCUUUGUGGCACAGUCGCGUCCGUAGGAACUGUUCGCGUGCACAGAAGCUCGACGGUCUCAGAAAGUAUACCCAGCAGUGAUUUGGUGCCCGGUGAUAUUAUAGAACUGCCCAAGCAUCAAGCAACCGUUAUAUGCGACGCGGUACUGUUGACAGGGCAAUGCAUACUAAACGAAUCCAUGCUGACUGGAGAGUCUGUGCCAGUAACGAAAACCCCAUUGCCAUCGCGUCACGUUUUGUACGAUCCCAAAGAAUGUUCCCAUCACACGAUAUACAGUGGCACUACCAUUAUUCAAACCAGAUGUUACGACAAUGAACCAGUUUUAGCGCGAGUCAUUCGAACAGGCUUCCACACCAACAAAGGUGGAUUAGUUGCAGCCAUCUUAUAUCCACCACCAGCUGACUUUAAAUUCGAUCAGGAUUCUUACAAAUUUAUUGGCAUACUCGCGCUCAUUGCCACUUGUGGUUUCAUAUAUACUAUCGUAACAAAGGCUUCCAGAGGGAUCACGGCUGGCGAUAUAGCUAUAAAAGCGUUAGAUAUAAUCACCAUAGUGAUUCCUCCAGCAUUGCCGGCUGCGAUGACAGUGGGAAAGCUGUACGCUCAAUCGAGAUUGAAAAAAGCGCAAAUAUAUUGCAUUAACAAUAGAGUCAUUAAUGUAUCCGGCAGUAUAAAUUGCGUGUGUUUCGACAAGACGGGGACUUUAACGGAAGAUGGCUUAGACAUAUGGGGUAUUGUACCUUGCACGAAUGGCGUCCCCGACGAACCAGAAAGGAGCAUUCCUAAAUUGCACAACCAUCCUCUUUUCGAGGGGAUGUUAGUUUGUCAUAGUUUGAUUCUAAUCGACGGUGAACUCUGCGGAGAUCCUCUAGAUGUUAAAAUGUUUGAAAGUACCGGAUGGAUAUUAGGAGAACCAGAUAACAAAUACGACCCCGUAGCAUCAACGAUCGUAAAACCACCGUCGAGCACUAGUUUCAUGGAGAACAUGAAUGAAAUAUCUGAAAUCGGGAUAGUGCAACAGUAUCAAUUUUCAAGCUCUCUACAACGAAUGUCUGUGAUAGUACGCACACUGGGAUCGGAAACUUUCAAAGCCUACACGAAAGGAUCACCCGAAAUGAUACUUAGCCUGAGUAAACCAGAAACUAUCCCAAAAGAUAUCAUGUGUUGUUUAAAACGCUACACGGAACAAGGUUAUCGCGUUAUAGCUAUGGGCCGAACAGUAUUGACCGAGACUAGCAAUAAGAUAACGAAACUGCCCCGAGACGCGGUCGAACAGAACCUUGAGUUCUUAGGUUUAGUCAUCAUGGAAAACAGAUUGAAAGCACCGACUAUACCGGUGAUCAAGGAUCUCAGGACAGCCAACAUACAUGUUUUGAUGAUCACGGGAGACAACAUUCAAACUGCAGUAAGCGUUGCAAAAGAGUGUGGCAUUUUGUCGGCGCAAGAAUCUGUGAUAGACGUGACUGUAAUUAUGAAAGAAAACCAGCUGCAACCAGAGAUUUAUUUCAAUGCUCAAGAAUUAUCUCCGAAAUUGAGUCUUCGGGAUACAGCGCUCAGGAUAACAGAAUUACAAAAUAUAGAACAAAAUAUAGGCACUAGUAAUUAUCGGUUCGCGCUAACGGGUCAAUCAUGGCAGUUGUUGCGCGAACAUUAUCCGGACAUUAUACCGAAGAUAUGUGUACGCGGUGCAAUAUUUGCGAGGAUGACCAGCGAUCAGAAACAACAAUUAGUGUUGGAGCUGAUGCAACUCGGUUAUUAUGUCGCCAUGUGCGGAGAUGGCGCUAAUGAUUGCGGCGCUCUGAGAGCCGCGCACGUGGGUGUAUCCUUAUCCGAAGCAGAAUCUAGUGUAGCAAGCCCGUUUACAUCUAAGGUACCUGACAUCACUUGUGUUCCAAAAGUGAUAAGAGAAGGUCGUGCUGCGCUGGUAACAUCCUUCGGAAUUUUUAAGUUCAUGGUUACUUACUCCCUUACAGAGUUUUUGUCAGUAAUUAUUCUCUACUCGAUCGAUUCAAACCUAUCGGAUUUAGAGUUUCUUUUCAUUGAUAUAUUCCUCAUUGUUAACUUCGCCUCAUUUUUCGGGAAAACUCGAGCAUAUGAAAAGAAAUUGGUAAAAAAGCCCCCGAUGACUAGUCUUUUAAGUUUCACAACAAUUUUCUCCUUGACUGUACAUAUGUUAAUUAUGACUAUUUUUCAAGCUAUCGCUUAUCAUGCGGUUCGUACUUUUUCUUGGUUCGUUCCAUUCGUUCAAACCGACUUAAAUGAAUACGCAUGUUACGAGAACUAUUCCGUGUAUUGUAUCUCCAUGUUCCAAUACAUAACAAUGGCAAUAAUAUUUUCACGGGGAAAGCCAUAUCGAAAAGCUAUUUUCACUAAUGUUGCAUUUAUAUUUUCCAUAAUUUUACUAACCAUCGUCUGUACAUACAUCACGGUCUAUCCUGCAGAAUGGAUAAUAAAUUUGCUCGAAAUACUUGUGCCUCCGGCUUACGAUUGGAAAAUCAUUAUUUUGGCACUUGCACUAACGAACUUUGUAGUUUGUGUUUUUGUUGAAACAUUCGUGAUAGAGUACAUGAUUGAAAAAAUAUUAAAAUCAAAGUUUUAUAGGCCGGAAAAUUCUAAAAAAAAGUAUUUAAGAGUAGAGCAUGAAUUGAAAAAUGACUUAAGUUGGCCGAAACUUAAUAAUGAAUUACCCAUUUUACCGUUAACGCCAAGCGUAGAAAAUAUCAUUAACGUAACCUAUCCACAAGAACAGCCUUAUGCAAAUAAAAUUAAAAAAACUAUUAAUGAUAAGAGACCUAAAAACAAUAAUAAAUUGUAUGCAUUUGAUAAUUAUACAUUUGUAGAUGACGAAUCAACACAAAACACGAACAUAAUAACUAGAUUUUAAGAUAAGUUUUGAAAAUUUAAUACAUUAUUAGAAAUUAAAAGUCCUCAACUUUAAUUGAUAAAGACGAAUAUAUACAUGUAUAGCUGACGAAGAGGAAAUCAAUUAUCAUACCAGUAUAUGUAUGUAGAUAGGUAUUAUGAAUUACUUUCAGAUCACUUACGAAUUUUACUACAAAAUGGUACAAAAUAAUUGAUGAUUAAAAUUUGUAAUUAUUGUAUGUAUAUGAUAAAAUGUCACAUAUUUUUAGUAACCGUCGAAGUAUAUUAAUCUAACGAUUUUGACGACUGCAUUGUAUUAGAUA
Colletes gigas is the source of this 4844-nucleotide messenger RNA. Its product is annotated as polyamine-transporting ATPase 13A3-like. Lineage: Eukaryota; Metazoa; Arthropoda; Insecta; Hymenoptera; Colletidae. The record is from RefSeq and is a predicted model, not a curated record. The coding region runs from base 860 to 4543 and encodes 1227 amino acids. Gene Ontology annotation, cellular component: membrane. Gene Ontology annotation, molecular function: ATP binding; ATP hydrolysis activity; P-type transmembrane transporter activity. Gene Ontology annotation, biological process: polyamine transmembrane transport; intracellular calcium ion homeostasis. The transcript is spliced from 19 exons.